CUUCACCAGCCGCAUUACUAACUUUGUACAAAUAUCGAUUGAGAUGCGCGCGCAUCUUCUACGUUCUUUACUCAUAAGUUGUUCGCGCGUCUGACCGAUCGCUUGUGUAGCGAAAAGUGCCAAAAACGGCUUUGAUUUAAAAAAAGUAAUCACUGAUUUCGAACGUACCCCUUCUAUCGCUGGGCCGUUGCCCAGUGCGAAUUUAAAAAGUAAAAAAAAGAAAAAUGCACGCGCUCCCGUAAUUUGUUUUACGUUCGACUUCUCGUGCGAUUUAGAAGUAAAAAAGGGGGAAAGAAGGAAUUUUUUGUAUAAAAAGUUGAAUAAAACUAUUACAACGGCUACCUUAAGGAUUUUUAUUAAGCAUCAAAUGCAUCCGGCGUUCGCUGUGAAUGCUAAAAAACUUAAGCUAGGAUCGACGGAGUCGGAGGACCACUUUAAGUGUGACGUGCCUAUUUCAUUACCAGCGCCGCCUGACAUCGCGCCAUGUCUUUGCCGAGAGAGUUCAUCUUUAACCAGGAGCUGUCCAAGCUGGACCCUCAAAUCCUGGGCACCUCGGCGCCACCGACGACCGUCGCUCCUCUCUCCUGCUCCAUCGACCUGCCCACUGAUGCUAUCGAGGCAACCCUGUCUCCAGACAAAUCUGGCUCGCUGCUGUCUGUACAGUCGGCGCCGCCAGAGCAGAGGGAGCGGCCUCACAGCCUCAUGCUCGAGCUGCCGUUAGCCACUCAAGUGGGCGCAUACCUAUCCGCCAUGUCCCCCACCGAGCAGGAGGAGGACUCUCUGCUGACGCUCUCGUCAGUCACGGCGCGGCCGCUGCUCGCCGCGUCCAAGAAGCUACGCUCAGAUACGACUAGCGAGUCCACGUCUCCCCCGGACGGCGGCUAUGGCUGGGUGGUGGUGUUCGGCGCCUUCAUGGUGCAGUUCUGGGUGGCAGGGCUCUUCAAGUCGUACGGCGUGCUGUACGUGGAGAUCAUGGAGACCUUCCCGGACAGCUCCGAGUCCGUGGCUUCCUGGAUACCGGCGGCACUGUCCACCUUGUGUUUGGCUCUAGCCCCGUUGUCGUCAGCUCUUUGCGAGAAGUACUCCUGCCGACUGGUGGUCUUCAUCGGGGGUCUAUUCUGCGGGACAGGUCUAGCGCUGUCCUACUUCAGCACCGGCCUGCUGCAUCUGCUGUUCAGCUUCGGAGUCCUGACUGGAAUCGGCGGUGGUCUCUCCACUACGCCGGGGAUCGUCAUCGUUUCACAAUAUUUCGACAAGCACAGAGCGCUAGCCAACGGUAUAUGCGUGAGCGGGACGGCCGCCGGCAGUUUCGUGUUCCCCAUGCUUAUAGAGAAGCUAGUCGGCAUGUAUGGUCUGCAUGGGACUGUACUGCUUUUGGGUGGUGGAAUGCUCCACGUCUGUGUGUCGGCGACUCUGUACCGCGAUCCUCCCUGCGUGAGAGAACGAGCCUCCCCCACCACAACCACUACAGAGAACACUACAUUGCUGACCGACAUACAGGAGGGUAAAACGGAACCCAAGGACAAUCGCCUCCAGGCCCUGUUCCAGCCCGACGCCGAGAACCACAAAAACGCGCUGCUCACUGAGGAGGCGAAACGGAACGAUCUUCUGGCAGAAAUUAUGCAUCCCAGGCUUAUUGAGGUGACUCGACAAAACAACACUCUGCAAAUGUCUGAUUCUGAAGACUCCGAAGGAAUGGAUGUGUUGGGCGUUGUCGGCCUCCCACGGGAAGUGGCGCGGCUCCGCCUGCGGCCCACGCGCUCGUCGUCCAUCCUGCACUCCGUCGAGGACCUCUCCACCGACAGCACCUGCGUCUACAAGCGACGCAAGCUCAGCAGAUCUCUGUAUAUCAAGCCUCCGCUGCCCCGUCUGAUUCCGAAACUCCCCGAGCCGAUCAUCAUCAAGUCAGACCCUGAGGAGCAAAAGGUGGUCGUCAAGAAGAAGACAUGUAUUGAGAAGAUAUCCAGAUACCUCGACGUGUCGCUGCUAAAAUCCUGGCGCUUCGGUCUGCUGUGCGCAUCGGUAGCCCUCAUGUCGUGGUGGUCCCCUUAUGCACUGUACUACCUGCCCGCUUACACCGUGUCCGCCGGACACAGCAAGUCCGCCGCUGGUCGGCUGGUGGCGAUCAGUGCAGUUCUGGACCUCUGCGGACGGUUAGGAUUGGGCUGGCUCUGCGACUUGCAGCUUUUCUGCAGAAGAAAGGCUUACAUCCUCAGGUAAGUGCAUUUACUGCUGAGGGCAUUCGUCGAACAUCGAAAUUUCGUUACCAGCCUUUCUAUCGUUUGAAUAUGCUAGAGCGAAAAAGAGGCAGAUAAUGACAUUUCUAUUUGCGUUGUUUGCGAUGGGA
Cydia pomonella (codling moth) is the source of this 2347-nucleotide messenger RNA. RefSeq lists its product as uncharacterized. Lineage: Eukaryota; Metazoa; Arthropoda; Insecta; Lepidoptera; Tortricidae. Gene Ontology annotation, molecular function: monocarboxylic acid transmembrane transporter activity. Gene Ontology annotation, biological process: transmembrane transport; monocarboxylic acid transport. The record is from RefSeq and is a predicted model, not a curated record.